Strongylocentrotus purpuratus (purple sea urchin) is the source of this 1567-nucleotide messenger RNA. RefSeq lists its product as uncharacterized. The record is from RefSeq and is a predicted model, not a curated record. Gene Ontology annotation, cellular component: cytoplasm. The coding region runs from base 117 to 1394 and encodes 425 amino acids. Lineage: Eukaryota; Metazoa; Echinodermata; Echinoidea; Camarodonta; Strongylocentrotidae. The transcript has 12 exons. Gene Ontology annotation, biological process: negative regulation of protein kinase activity; negative regulation of TOR signaling; neurotrophin TRK receptor signaling pathway.
GUACCUUUGCUGACGAAAUAAAUCAGCUGAGACUUGGAGCGCAGUGUUGACGACAAUUUGAUUGAAGUGCGAUUUAUUUAUCAAUAAUUUACUUAGAUCAGCAAGCUGAAAGGAUCAUGGGCAAACUGACGUGUGAGUGUCUCAACAUCAACAUCCACACCAAGGGAGAUGACCUCCAACCCCUGGACCCCACCCUCCUGGGUCUAUCCAUAGACCAGCUGAGGGAGCCCUUCUUUGAACGGGACAUCGCCGAGGUGCAGCUGGAUCUGGGCGGAGUCACAGAGGAGCAGAAGUACCUGGUGCACAAGACUACAGUUGGAGAUUGGUGUAUCAGGACCUGUGUUAACUGCAAGACACCAUCAUAUGCUACCCAUGCUACUAAGGGUUUAGAGAGGGUGUUAGUUAACACCAGACUUGUGAGCGAUGAAAGGAGACAGGAGAGUAUCCAGUCCUUGGAUACGUUCUCAUCUCUGUACAAGGUGGUCUUGGGGGACAGCGGAGAAAAAUCUAACAGUUCAUCAUUAGUACAUCCGAUGACAGGGAACCAGGAGGUCAUAAGAAAGACCGUAGCACAACUGCAAGAUCAUCUCAACAAAUAUAUCAGCAGAGAAAAACUAGCCAUGGAAGAGAGAAUAAGGAGAUACAGCGAAGAACAGAAAGCAGCAUUCAGCAACCUGCAGAAGAGAGCGUACCAGGAUAAGAAUGUCAUGGUUGGUGUCAUCUUGAACGCUGAAGAGAGGAGCCUGGAAGAUUCGUUAUCAGAUGCCAUGUUGGAUAAUACCCUAACCCCACCCACCACGCCAAUUACAAGGCCUGGGAAUGUGCAAACCAGAUUUGCAGCAUCAGAUAAACUUGCCUCAUCCGUACCAGCAUCGAGAGCCCCUAUCAGAAACUUUGGUCCGUCCAUGCCUAUUAAGAGCAGACCUAUCCCCCAACAAGCUCGUAGAGUGCAGCACAGCAGUGUUGCUAGAUCCGUUCCCGCCCAUUCUGCACACCGAGAUAUCACAAGAACCAGCUCAGAUGCAGACACCAUGUUUGAUCUGGAGGGGUUUACCCAGGACGAAGAACCAUUCUUUGAAUCAGAUGAAAGCAGUACAGACGAUAACUCGCUAAAUGAUGAGAACCUUGCCCCACCCAUGACGAGAGACAGAGUGCUUCAUGAGUACGCAACCUCCGUUCCUAUCUCCAUGCCGAUGUGGAAGAAGGAGAAGCACUCAUUUGAAGAGGUAGCAGAGGAGAAGGUGCCGAUGCCGGAGCCUGAUCGGAUGGUUGCCAGCAUGAGGGCACUGUCCUUCAGCGUCAACGAUGGGACGGAGAUGUUUGGCGACCUCCCGAGGCCGAGAUUAAACACCGUCGGAGAAGUGCCGAUCAAGAAAGGAUCGCGAAAAUUGUAGCUUAAAUGUAGAUUAUAGCAUGUAGAUUAUAUUGCGUAGAUUAUCAUCUGUUUUGAACCGGAAGGACGUUACCUCGUAAACUUUAACAGAGACCAGGGGGGCGUUUCACAAAACUUGUCAUCAGUGACAAAUGACAAUUUGUGUUAUAAGCUACUGAAAUCCUUGCUUCUGAU